AUUUGAUUGUGGUAGAUUUAUUCAACGUUACGCAUUUUUUUGGCGCUUUGAUUUCAUUUUGCUUGAAUUAGGGCACUAUGUAUGACAUGGGUACAGACUGGGGACAUAGGCUAUAGUUGCGGCAAUAUGUUUUCCACUCUUAAUUUGUGGCUUUGUCGUUCUAUAAGUUUAAGAGUCCAAUAAUAUGGGUCAGUUUCGUAAAUGGGAUUGGCUGUGGUCUAGCGAUGUUAGAGGGCAUGGUACUGUGGUGGUACAGUCGCGCACACCGCACCACUGUCAAACAUACGGCGUAUGUCGCUAUGAAUAGAUCCGUAAAUGGGAUUGACUGUGGUCUAGCGAUGUUAGAGAGCAUGGUACUGCGGUGGUACAAUAGUGCACAUCGUUUCAUUAUAAAACAUGCGGCGUAUGCCGUUAUGAAUAGAUCCGUAAAUGGGAUUGACUGUGGACUAGCGAUGUUAGAGAGCAUGGUACUACGGUGGUACAAUAAUGCACAUCGUUUCAUUAUAAAACAUGCGGCAUAUGCCGUUAUGAAUAGAUCCCUAAAUGAGAUUGACUGUGAUCUAGCGAUGUUAGAGGAGCUCGGGGAUGCAGAAGCGGGCGGUCAGGAUCACGAUUUCGAGAAGCAGUUCGGUAGUAAAGUCAAAUACCAGGGCCAGCAGCCAGUGAGAUUGCAGGAUUUUGACCAGGAACCAAUGAAUAUGGAGAUAAAUUGUGUGCACGAGGCAGAAGAUCGAAGGCUGAUGCUAAAGGAUGAUUCCGUUGCCGCGGCUAGCAGUGGAAUUGCUGGGAUGUCAUUGCUGGCUGACGAUUACCCGGAGUACGAAGAAAUCGAUCAUCUGUGGCUAGGUCGAAAAUGCGCUACUUUUGCGCAAUCCAAUCCAAAUGUGGAUGCGCUCGGCGGAUUGGAGUACUUAGUUCCCACUGUGUUCAAAGUAU
Molecule: messenger RNA, 936 nt
Organism: Sphaeroforma arctica JP610
Lineage: Eukaryota; Ichthyosporea; Ichthyophonida
Exons: 3
Source: RefSeq, a predicted model, not a curated record